Molecule: messenger RNA, 363 nt
Organism: Emiliania huxleyi CCMP1516
Lineage: Eukaryota; Haptophyta; Isochrysidales; Noelaerhabdaceae
Exons: 2
Source: RefSeq, a predicted model, not a curated record
CCUUUCUCUCCCCCAAUCUCUCCCCCAAUCUCUCCCCCAGUCUCUCGCCCAGUCUCUCCCCCAGUCUCUAUCCCACGGCACCUCCCCACAUCUCCCACAUCUCCCCCUCAUCUCAAGGUGGAGGAGCGGCACCUCCCCAUAUCUCCCACAUCUCCCCCUCAUCUCAAGGUGGAGGAGCGGCACCUCCCCAUAUCUCCCACAUCUCCCCCUCAUCUCAAGGUGGAGGAGCGGCACCUCCCCAUAUCUCCCACAUCUCCCCCUCAUCUCAAGGUGGAGGAGCGGCACCUCCCCAUAUCUCCCACAUCUCCCCCACAUCUCAAGGUGGAGGAGCGGCACCUCCCCAUAUCUCCCACAUCUCCCCCU